Schistosoma rodhaini is the source of this 4621-nucleotide messenger RNA. NCBI's taxonomy places the organism in Eukaryota, Metazoa, Platyhelminthes, Trematoda, Strigeidida, Schistosomatidae. The record is from the annotation of a GenBank genome assembly.
ACUAUUUUACACAUUUACUACUCAUUUUACUGUAUCAGGUCAAACAUUGAAUAAAAGUAAAUUAGAUAAGACAUUGGAAUAAGAAAAAAAAGAAAGAGAAAUAAUAGUAAUAGUAAUACUUGAUUAAUGAAAGAACCGAAGAAGUCAUUUAUAUGUCGAUAUAUAUAUGUGUAUAUACAUAAAUAUACACGCACACACACGCACACUUUUGUUGCCUCUCGAAUUGAUUUUCUCUUCUGGUCUUUCCAUUUCGAGUUUUUGUUGUUUGUUUUACUAUUAAAAUAAAUUAAUUAUGAUAUCACAGUUACAACAGCAAUUACAACAUCAACAUAGACAUCAUACAUUUAAUACAACAGAGAAUAAUACUAAUCUAUCACAAUUUUGUUUAAAUUUACCUGAAUUCAAUUCUAUACAUACUAUAUCUGAAUAUGAUGAAAAUAAUCAACGGCCAAUUGAUCAGGGAAAAUUGAAUCGUAGUCAUAAUGAUCAUGUUCAUACUAUCGAUAAUGGAGAUAUUAAACCUAAAAUUGACACUACAAUUAUAUCGACUAAUGAUGAAAUUAUUAAUUCUGUUGAAAGCAAUAAAGAAGGUUCUAGUAUCACCAAUCAUUGUUUAUCCAGAAAGAAUAAACUGGAUAAUCAAUUUAAUGAUUAUCAUAAAUCAAUAUCCCUUGAUUCAAGUCUUUCGCAUAGACUUUGUUAUUCACCAAAUACUACUACUAUUAUAUGUGGUAAAAAUAAUAUCGAAUACAAUACAGAAAUAUGUUAUGCCUCAAAAUAUCCUCGACUUCAUAAUUCGUUACCAGAGUCUAACAAGCAUAGCAACAGUGAUGUAACUGACAAGAACAAUAAUAAUAAUAAUAAUGACCGGAAUAUUGCAGAACAAAAAGGUAAUCGUAAAGAAUUUUAUGAUUUUGAAAGAAAUGUUAAACAACUUAUUGAUUAUGAAUUAAAUCAUCAUUUAAAGAAUGAAUAUAUUUCAAUGGAUCAUUCAAAACAGAAACAACAGCCUACAUCAUCAUUAUCAUCAUCAUGUACAACAUCUUUGAAUGAUACUUUCAACAAAGAGCAGAUUCUUUCAUCUUUGAAAAACAAUGAAAUGAUACAUCAAACUAAUGAUAAUGAUAAUAUAAAUGAAGAAAAAUCAAAUGAACAACAUAGUAAUGAAUUAUAUCAUAGAAGAAAUAAUAAAAUUAAUAAUUCUAUAUUGGAUUCAUUAAAUUUUAGUUUAGAUAAAAUAGAUAUUUUAAAUCAUUUACAACUAUCUAGUUAUACUGCCGAAAUGAAACCACAUCAUAUUACAAGUCCUAUGAGACCGAACUCAGCGUACCCUUUUAAUAAUUUGCCUCAUUCGGAUUGUCCACCAUCCUCUUCCUCUUCCUCUGUCUCAUCAGUAUCAUCGACAGUAACAACAGCUAAUAAUAUGAGAGAUUUCAGUUCCGAUCAAUCACCUCCAUCCAAUAAAGAAAUGAAAUCGAAUCAACAUGGCCACUUUCAUCAAACACAUCAUCACCAUCAUCAAACACUUACAAUGGAUUCAGCAGAUACUGGACUUCCAUUUGAUCCAAUUACUCAACAAAGUCUUUCUGCUGCUGCAUCUUCGUUUGUGAAAUCACUGACCGGUUUCAAUUUUAAUAGUUCAACAGCAGGUCUUCUGUUUCCAAAUCCUCCACUCUCAUCGAAUUUGACAACAUCUGGGUUGAAUCAAAAUGGCCCGCCAUUACCACAUCCAUACGCUUCGCAGCCACCAUUACUACUUAAUGGUGUAAGCUGUUUAUCAAAUACAAUGCAUCAUUUACGAUCUAGUUCAUUAAAUCGUACUGGUACUAAUAUUAAUCCAUAUACAAUUAGUCAUGAUAUUUCAUUGAGUAAUAUACAAUCACCUUGUAGUCCGGAAUCAUUACAUUCUUUGUCUACAGAUGAAAGUCCAUCAUCUGGUGGAAUAAAGCAUGCUUCACUGUCUGGAACAACUGGUCAUUACUCAGCCAUGACAACAGCAAUAACAACGACAACUACAGCCAGCUCAUGUCCAACACCAGCUAGAAGACGUCAUCGUACAACAUUUACACAAGAUCAACUACAAGAGUUGGAAUCAGCUUUUCAAAAAUCUCACUAUCCAGAUAUUUAUUGUCGUGAAGAAUUGGCAAGAAUGACAAAGUUAAAUGAAGCACGAAUACAAGUAUGGUUCCAAAAUAGGCGAGCUAAAUAUCGUAAACAAGAAAAGCAAUUAGUAAAACAACAACAGCAACAACACCAACAACAUGAACAUAGACAUAUUCAACAUUUACAAUAUAAUCAACCAUUUCAUAGUUUGCGUAAUACAUAUCAGUCAUCUGGUCAAGGAUCUCAUCUUCAUUCUUAUACACAUUCAAGUAUUUAUAAUGGAAAUUCUAUGACUAUGGCACCAAAUGGAGUUGUUAACAGUCAUUCGUUGUUUGACAGUAAUAGUGGUAAUAAUAAUAAUGACAUUAAUAAUGUCAAUAAUGGUAGCACUAGUAUUGGCGUUGACAGUGGUUUUCCAUAUUCUUCUUGUAUGUCACUGCCAACUAACUUAAUCGGUACAUCUGCAUUAGGUAUUCAACCAGGUCUAACUAACACCAAUGCUUUAAUGAGCUAUUAUGGAUCUAAUUUUCCUUAUAUGCCUAAAAAAGUGUUUUCACCCACAUUUAACUCGGGAUAUCCGUCAUAUACUUCAUUCUCACCUCAUACUAAUAGUGUUAAUAAUAAUAAUCCUGGAGCGAGAAGGGGAAAUAUUUUUCCUUUAGCUACUUCUCCGAUUUCAAACAGUUUAGAGUUAACGUCAACAUCACUUUCCAUAAAUAAUGAAUUAUCCAGCCAGAAUGAUUCACAUUCUACUCAACUUCCCCAAUCACAACAGCAACCAUCAAUGCAGCAACCUAUUAUAACAACACCUCACUUUUCUAAUAACCCUGUAUCCUUUUUACCAGAUCUAUCUUCUGGACCACUGAUGCAACGAGCAGCUGCUGCGGCUGCCGCAGUUGCUGUUGCAGGAAUCUGUCAAGCACAUACAACAAUUUCUUUGUCAAAUACUUCACAACACUUACCACAACGAGCAGAAAAUGUAUCUGAUGAACAAAGUAACUACUCAACACAACAAUCUAAUAAUUAUCGAGGUAAUUUUUCACCCACACCUUCUUAUCGACAUUUCAAAAGUCAAAGUAUUUGUGAGCAAUUAAAACAAACAAUUAGUUCACUUGAACCAAAUAUAAAUAUUUCUUCGAAUGAUUUAUUUAUCAAUGAAAUAGGAAAUCAAAAAUCAUUACAAUUGUCACAUGGUCAUCAACAUAAUCACCAAUUAAAUCAAAAUGUAACGGCUGAUGAAGCUUGUGAGUUUCCGAAACAAAAAAAUCCAGAUCAAGCGCAACUGAACACAUUAUUCCCAUACAGUAAAAACAAUUUUAAUAAUAGUAACGCGCAAUUUUUUAUUCCAUCAUUUUCUUCAGAAUAUACAAGUUCACUGAAUUCCAGUUUGAUUACUUCAACGAGCACUGUAGCUUCGAAUACAGAUACAAAUGUACAUGCCACAUUAUCAUCAAUAAGUGCUUCAGUAGAAGAUAUUAUCCCAGAAGAAUCUACAACGAAUAUAAUUUCAUUAAGCAAAAUCGCGAAAUUACGAAAUUUAAGUAAAAUAAAUAAUAUUUAUCAUAGUCAUUAUCUAGAAAAUACGGAUACUUCUGCAAAUAAUUCUACAUUAACAAUUCCUAGUCAAGAAGGUUCGUCGACCUCAACAGCAUUACCAUCAUCUUCAUUAUCAAUGUCUUCAUCAUCACCAUCAUCUAACCGACUACCGGGACGGAAUUUUCCACAAUCCCAUUUCAUGAGAAACCGCAGUCAUAUUGCUGAUAACAGUAAUGUAAGUAAUAUGUAUGUCAGUAGCGUAGACUCUUCAUAUAUUAAUACGACAAAUGAUACGAGUUUAUCUACUGAGCAACUAGAAUACGAGGCAGUAAAUACAAACGGAAAUGCUAAUGAGAGUAACAAUGCACCAUUAGACAGUGAACAUAACAAUUCCAGGGUCUAUCACGAUCAAAUAUCCGGCUUUAUACAAUUGAAUGAAACCGAUUCAUCAUCCAAUAUCCCCAGGUUUCUACCGAACAUGGAAACUGAAGAUUCAUCUGUAGCCGAUGAAACACAGUCUAGUCUAACAAGUGUUCCAAUAAGUACCAUAAAUACUGCAUUCACAAAUAUUUAUUCACACUUAGAAAAUUCAGGAGGUUCAACAUCUUCAGAAUGGUGUAGAACAACAAGAGAUGGAUUUCAAAAUCUACACUCAAAUCAACAUUCUAAUGGUAGUACCAUUAAUUCAGCACUUCGAUAUCGAAUGUAAUAUUUCAAUGGAUUUAUUAAAUAUUUAAAAAGAAUUGCACCAUUGAAGAAAUCAUCUAUCAAAACAUGAAGAUCAUUCCAUUGGCAAAAUAAACACAAUAUAAACAAACAUGAUUACUAUUCAGAUAUGAAAUUUAGAUGAAAGCAAACCAAUGACAACAGUAAAAUCAUAACUAUCAACAGUCUUGUCUCUUUUAGAGGGAGGAAAACAAACAAAUGUAUGCAUACUAUAUGUUUAAUGUAUACAUAUAUACUUAAAUCCACUAUAGUAAUC